UAUAUUUUUAGUAGACACUGGGUUUCACUAAGUUGGCCAGGCUGGUCUUGCACUCCUGACCUCAAGUGAUCCACGCGCCUCAGCCUCCCGAAGUGCUGAGAUUACAGAUGUGAGUCACUGAGCCCCGUCUAAAAGUAAAAUGUCUUUUAUGCGCUUCUCAAGGCAACUAUGUUAAGGAGGACACGUCUCUUAAUGCCAUUCUACAGUAGAUUUCUAAUGCUCUUUCUUGGAAGUUUGUUUUUCUGAGAAAAGCUAAAAAUAUAACAUGGAAGUGAUCAUAUUAUAUAAUCAAUGAACUGCUUUUGAAGGAGAUCAAACUAAUCUGGUCCACAUUUGCAACCAACCUUGACUGAGAGAGAAAGAGACAACUCAGGAUACACUUAGAGAUUUUAUUACCGGGAAUAGUUACUUUAUUCUUUUUACCUCAAUCAAUGCAUGGAAAUAAGUGAUAGUCAUUUUCAUUUAUCUUUUAAUAAAUAAAGUCACCCUAAGGAAAAUAAAAAGACAUUGAAAACCCAUUAAAGUCAGCUCUUGAAGAUAUCUGGGCAUGCAGACAUGAUAACUAACAUUUGCAUUCGUGAGACUUACCCAAAACCCAUACCUCAAGUCCAUUCUUUCAGAAUGUAUGAAAUAAAUAUCUCAGUGAGUGCAUAAAAUUGCACACCAGUCAUAUCCAUAUAGACAAGAACAUAUCUACUAGAAAAAUAAUAAACCCAAACACCAAUGUGUCUGUUUUCUUCUGUUUUAAAAUAUGUUGUUUUUGUUUGCAUAAUUGCGUCUUCCUUUUUUUUUUUUUUUUUUUUAAACAUCACAGAUAAAUUCAACUCUUACCUCAGGUUUUAUUCAGAGAACUAUCAAUGUGACUUGGCCCAUCUCUUUCUAGUCCCAGAAAGAAUUGCACUGAAAUGCUGAGCUCCUAUAAUGAAAACGACCAUUUGCUGAGAAUAAUUAACAUACUCAAAGAGAUUUUCUUAGAGUACACAAUGGUAACAUUAUAUUGUCUCUUUAUAAAUGACUAUUUCUGUGGAUUAUUUCUACAAAGUACUUUUCACAUGUCUAAUUUCGUUUCUUCCACUACGAUUACUGUCUGAAUACUGGCUCUGCUGUUCACUGAUACGACUCUCGGCAAGUUGCCUGCACUUUUUAAACUUUAUUUCCUCAUUCAGAACAUGGGGCCAUACGUAAUAAAACUCACUUCAGUGUUAUUGGGGAGUUAAACAAAAAAUGCAUGGGAAGUAUUUAGCAUAGCACCUGAGACAAUCAUGAGCACUCAGUAGAUACUAGCUUUUGUUAAUAUUGUUGUUAUGUCCAGAAGCACUGUACCUCCAGAAAAUCAUUGGUACUUGCUGGGGACAUUGGGAAUAUGCAUGACUUCAAAAGAUGUCACCACAGUGGAUCCCAAAGGCAAUUAUUCAGAAGAUGCAAAUGAUGUCACCACAGUGGAUCCCAAAGACAAUUAUUCAGUAGAUGCAAAUGUAGAGUCAGAUAGCAAGAAAUUACAAAGCCAGGGACCUGAAACAAAAAGGACAUAAUGUGGGGAUGGGUGAGUGCAUGGGUUUUGCAGCGUGGACUUUCACUCCAGCUCUUUUAAUGAUUAGAUGUAAGUGACCUACAUUUUGUGAGUCACAUUUUUCUCAUCACCCAACCAAGAAUAAUUACACCAGAUUUACAGUUAUUGAAGAGAUAAGGGCGUGAAUGUGAGAUGUCUAGCAUAGGGUAUCUCAUUUAGCAGACACAGAAUGAGUACUUGUUUCUGGCCUUUUCUCUCUACUUAUGCACAAAGAAUGUGACUAGAAGCAUUGGCUCUAGCCCUGCUCAACUUUCUUCUGUUUCCAAUACCAAGGGGCUCUGACUUAAGCUGCCACACCAGUCAAGGAGGGGCAGUAACAUCUCACUUGACGAAGGGCGGGGAGUUAUGAACACAUCACUUUUCCACACCAAGUACUGAUGUUUCUGGAGUUCUGACAUCAUGAAGACAAACAUGUAAAAUGGAAAUUUCUGCAGGCAGAGACUCAGCCUUGUAGCUCAUUGAGUAGCCACUGGUGGUCCACCCCCACUGUCUUUACUUAUUCCUUGACAGCACAUAUAUCUUGCAAAACCUCAAAUAAUAUUAAAUGCAAUCACCCCAUAAUAGCAUAGCCAUAAUCAGAGACAUUUAGGAAAGAUAGGUGAGUGUGCCACAACUACCUAACACAUCAGCGAAUCUGGAUUAACCACUUUCUUUGCUUUCCUACAAUGCAACCUUACUUUUUAAUAGCUUAAAAUGUUCUAUGUGAAUUUAGCAGAGGUUGUUAAUCAACUUAAAAGCUGAAUUCUGACUUAUCUGACUCUUGGUGGUGGUGGUAGCAGUAGAUGUUUACUUUUAGGUUUUAGUGGUGGUAGAAUAUCACUUCAAUGUAAAUCAUCAGAAAUAAGUAUUUGUGAGCCCCUCUCCCAUUAAUAUGUCUUAUUCUGU
Molecule: messenger RNA, 2455 nt
Organism: Piliocolobus tephrosceles (Ugandan red Colobus)
Lineage: Eukaryota; Metazoa; Chordata; Mammalia; Primates; Cercopithecidae
Gene: TARP
Product: TCR gamma alternate reading frame protein
Exons: 4
Coding region: 1305-1532 (75 amino acids)
Source: RefSeq, a predicted model, not a curated record